GAGACAGCCAUGGAUAUGAGGACUGAAGGCCCGGUCAACUUCUCCUCUUUGCAAAAUGAGACAACUGCUUUCAGGAACUGUUCGGUUGAAGGCAUCUCAUUUGAGAAGUUCUAUAUCCCCAUAAUUUAUAGCCUUCUCUUUCUGGUGUGUUUCCCAGGGAACAUCAUUGUCAUUUUUGUAUAUGUCUUCAAAAUGAGGCCCUGGAAAAGCAGCACAAUCAUUAUGUUGAACUUGGCCAUCACGGACUUGCUGUACGUGUCUUGCCUUCCGUUCCUGAUACAUUACUCAAUCAAUGGAGACCACUGGGUCUUUGGAAGCUUCAUGUGCACCUUCAUCCGCUUCACCUUCUACUUCAACACCUACAGUAGCAUCCUCUUCCUGACUUGCUUCAGCCUUUUCCGUUUUUUCGUCAUCGUCUACCCCAUGAACUGCUUCUCCCUUCAGAAACGGAGAUGGGCCAUCACGGCCUGUGCUUCAGUCUGGAUUGUUUCUCUGCUCAUGGUUAGCCCAAUGAUCCACUUCAUUACCAUAGAAGAAAGAGAGAACAGAUCCAUUUGCUUGGACCUGACUAAUUCAGAAGACCUGGACUCUAUACGGUUGUUCAACUGGCUCCUAACGACUUUUGCUUUCUUUUUGCCUUUAGUGCUUGUGACUCUUUGCUAUGCAGUGAUUAUCUACACGCUGGCCAGAGGGCCUCACACUCACACUUCCUUCAAGCAAAAGGCUCGCACACUGGCCAUUGUCCUCCUGGCCGUCUUCUAUUUGUGCUUCUUGCCGUUUCACAUCUUCCGAGGCGUUCGUAUUGAGCUAAAGUUCUAUCCUGUCAGCUGCAAAAUAGAGAAGCAGAUCCGGGAUGUCUUUACUGUGACUAAGUCCUUAGCCUCGUUAAAUACCUUUGGUAACUUAAUAUUUUAUGUGGUGCUGGGUGAUAACUUUCAACACGCCAUUCUUUCUAUUUGUAAAAUGAACAUGAAAAUGGCUAAGAAAUAG
This is a messenger RNA of Heteronotia binoei (common prickly gecko), 990 nucleotides long. RefSeq names its product 2-oxoglutarate receptor 1-like. NCBI's taxonomy places the organism in Eukaryota, Metazoa, Chordata, Lepidosauria, Squamata, Gekkonidae. The transcript has a single exon. Gene Ontology annotation, biological process: G protein-coupled receptor signaling pathway. Gene Ontology annotation, cellular component: plasma membrane. The record is from RefSeq and is a predicted model, not a curated record. Gene Ontology annotation, molecular function: G protein-coupled receptor activity. The coding region runs from base 10 to 990 and encodes 326 amino acids.